Messenger RNA from Pteronotus mesoamericanus, 1655 nucleotides. It is a transcript of the gene VTN, whose product is annotated as vitronectin. Lineage: Eukaryota; Metazoa; Chordata; Mammalia; Chiroptera; Mormoopidae. The transcript is spliced from 8 exons. Gene Ontology annotation, molecular function: scavenger receptor activity; polysaccharide binding; extracellular matrix binding. Bases 158 to 1561 code for a protein of 467 amino acids. Gene Ontology annotation, biological process: cell adhesion mediated by integrin; cell-matrix adhesion; immune response. The record is from RefSeq and is a predicted model, not a curated record.
UGGGCUGGAGGUUGAACAAACAGAGCAGCAGAAAAGGUAGCUGUUCUCUGGUUCUCUUCCUCUGUCUCCUGCCUCUCCCUCCCUUUCCCAGGCAUCAGAGCAGAGAGCAGGAGAGCACAGAACCCAGCACACCAGGCUCACGGCUAGAAGCCCUGCCAUGGCACCCUCAAGGCCCCUUCUGAUGCUGGCACUGCUGACAUUGUUUGCUCUGUCUGACCAAGAGUCAUGCAAGGGCCGCUGCCUCGAGGGCUUCAACACCGACCGGAAGUGUCAGUGUGACGAGCUGUGCUCUUACUACCGGAGCUGCUGCGCUGACUACAUGGCUGAGUGCAAGCCGAAAGUGACUCGCGGGGACAUAUUCACUCUGCCAGAAGAUGAGUACGGGGCCUUCGACUAUUUCGAGAGGACCAAAGAUGACACCAGUGUCUCUGUGCAGCCAGAGGACACCACCCUCAGCUCUGGCGGGCACACUGAGUCUGAAAUGACUCCAGAGCAGGCAACUUUGCAAGAUCUCGAGGAAAAGGUCCCGGGACCAGAACAGGGGGACCCAGCGCCUGAGAGUACUGGUCAAGGGAUCUCCGAGUCCUCAGCAGAGGAGCUGUGCAGUGGGAAGCCCUUUGAUGCCUUCACUGACCUCAAGAAUGGCUCCCUCUUUGCCUUCCGAGGGAAAUACUGCUAUGAGCUGGAUGAAAAGGCAGUGAGGCCUGGGUAUCCCAAGCUCAUCCAAGACGUCUGGGGUAUAGAAGGUCCCAUUGAUGCUGCCUUCACCCGCAUCAACUGUCAGGGGAAGACCUACCUCUUUAAGGGAAGUCAGUACUGGCGCUUCGAGGAUGGUGUCCUGGACCCCGAGUUCCCCCGCAGCAUUUCUAGCGGCUUCAAGGGCAUUCCGGACAAUGUGGAUGCAGCCUUAGCCCUCCCUGCUCACAGCUACAGUGGACGAGAGCGGGUCUACUUCUUCAAGGGGAAACAGUACUGGGAGUACGAGUUCCAGCACCAGCCCAGCCAGAAGGAGUGUGAAGACAGCUCCCUGUCAGCCGUGUUUGAACACUUUGCCCUGCUUCAGCGGGACAGCUGGGAGAGCAUCUUUGAGUUUCUCUUCUGGGGCAGAUCCCCUGGUGGUGCCACAGAGCCCCGGUUCAUCAGCCAGGACUGGCAUGGCGUGCCUGAGCAAGUGGAUGCGGCCAUGGCUGGCAGGAUCUACAUCUCAGGCCCGGCCCCCCGCUCCUCCCGGCUCCAGAAUGCUAAGCCUAAGCGUCGCAGCCGUAAAAACUACCUUUCACACCGUGACCGCAGCCGUGGCCACAGCCAGAAGUCCCUUCGGAAGUCCCGUUCAACCUGGUUGUCCUUGUUCUCCAGUGAGGAGAGUGACCUUGGAAACUACAACGAUAAUUAUGCCUGGCUUGUGCCAUCCAAAUGCGAGCCCAUCCAGAGCCUCUACUUCUUCUCAGGAGACAAGUACUACCGAGUCAACCUUCGCACUCAGCGAGUGGACACUGUGAGCCCUCCCUACCCACGUAACAUCGCCCAGUACUGGUUGGGCUGCCCAGCCCCUGGUCACUAGUAGGAGUCCGAGCUAGUGUAGCUGGCCCUCCUCUACUGCUCCCUCGCCCAACCUCCUCCUCCUCCCAGCUCAAUAAAGAUCCCUUGGCCCCGAG